Molecule: messenger RNA, 6117 nt
Organism: Ictalurus furcatus (blue catfish)
Lineage: Eukaryota; Metazoa; Chordata; Actinopteri; Siluriformes; Ictaluridae
Product: latent-transforming growth factor beta-binding protein 4
Exons: 35
Coding region: 387-5507 (1706 amino acids)
Molecular function (GO): calcium ion binding; transforming growth factor beta binding
Source: RefSeq, a predicted model, not a curated record
UAUGCACAAAAGUGUGUGUGUUUCCGAGCUUCACUCCAGUGCGUGAUGGAUCUCAUCUUCACUACACACUGGAUUUGCACUGCAUAUCUUUUUCCAAUUACUGGAAUGAUUAAACUUUCUAAACAGGCAGUUUGAACUUUUUUUUCUUGUUGCGUCUAAACGUAUGCACACCAGUGUGUGUGUGUGUAUGUGUGUUUUUUGGUAACACUGCCUGAGAGUGUUUUAACUAGUGUGUGUGGGGUUUUUUUUUGUUGCCGUUUUGCAACUGUAAGACGAAAAGCAGAAAAGCAAAGUGAAGCUGAGAGGACGCAUGGACUUCACUCAGGCUCCUCAGCUGUUCUUUUCUCAGUGUGUUUGAGUGUGAGUGUUUGUGGGUGUGUGUGACAAUGUUUCGGACACUGAUUGUGCUGCUGUGUUGUGUUUCGGCACUGCUGCAUGUGUCUCCAGCGGCCGAGCGGAUUAAAGUUCUGUUCACGCCAACCAUCUGCAGGCUGCGCUGCUCCAACGGACACUGCAACAACUACUGCGAGCGAGGCAACAUUACCACACUGUACAGCAAUGAGGAUGCAACACACACGUCCGGCUUCAGAGUGUUUUUGUGCCCCAUGUUGUGUAAAAAUGGAGGUGUGUGCAUUCAGAAAGAUCGAUGUCUCUGUCCUUCCAACUUUACUGGAAAGUUCUGCCAUAUUCCAGCAUAUUCAUCUUCCGCCUCUACCAACGAGAUUGAGAAGCUGUCCUCAACUGGUAAUAUACCAGCCAGUCAGGCGCUGAUGCGUUCAGAGUAUGUCCUUCCUUUACAGAGUCGACAGCAGAACCACACCAUUGGGUCUCCUAUGGUGACAGUUCGAGUUCAUCAUCCUCCUGAAGCAACGGUGAAGAUCCAUCAGGUGGUGAAGGUCACUUCAAGUUCAGGCUCGCACACAGCGGUGCGAUCAUCAGGGCUCUCAGGUUCCCGUGGCAACAGUGGACAUAGCAGCACUUUUCUGGCAGACAUAGCAGAUGCUACACCUGCUCUUGUUAAGGCUCAAACAUUCAGGGGAGACUCUAUCUACACAGAGGCUUCUGGGUUUAAAUAUUGCUUCAGAGAAGUUCGUAACGGACAGUGCAGUUCACCGCUGCCUGGGCUCCGCAGUCAGGAAACGUGCUGCAAGGGAGAUGGUUUAGCAUGGGGAAUAAAAGAUUGCACACUCUGCCCUCCAAUAUCAGGAAGUGGAGAGAGAGGCUGUCCAAAAGGCUUUGAGAGGGUUAAUGGUACACAGUGUGUGGAUAUUAACGAGUGCGUGCAUCCGGGUUUCUGUGAGAACGGGAAGUGUGUGAACACCCGUGGGAGCUACAGCUGUGUUUGCAAACCUGGUUUCUUAUUGGACGCCUCACGUGGCAUCUGUAUCUCCCAGAAGGUGAUCUCAGAGGAGAAGGAUCAGUGUUUCCGUGUUGUCUCUCAGGGCUCCUGUUCUUUGCCCAUCCUGAAGAACAUCACCAAGCAGAUCUGCUGUUGCAGUCGUGUCGGUAAAGCCUGGGGAAGGAAGUGUGAGGCCUGCCCCUAUUUUGGAUCUGUUGAAUUUAAGGAGAUUUGCCCUGCUGGUCCUGGCUACCAUUACUCACCCAACACACUAAAAUUGAAUCAGAGGGUUGCAGAAUUACCCAACCCUGCACUGGUUUCUCAGACAAAUCGCACUUCAACUACAGUGACUAGAUAUGAUACAUCAUUAUUACAAUCAACAACAAGAAAUGAACCACCACAUAACCAAACACCUACGAGGCCUCAAUCUGCGACUAUCACCCAUAAUGUCAGGAUUCAGCAAUCCAGUAUUGGUCAGAGACAGCCAACUACAUCAGAAGUUUUCAUCAUUCAGAGUGAACCACUGUUGAGUCAACACAGACAAACAGGAAGACCUGCUUCAUCAACUAGUCAGCCAAGCAAAGAACAGCCCUAUGUUAUUAGGACCCAGACAAGCAGGCCAUCGGUUAACAGACACCACUAUUCUCUAAUACCUCUCCCAGUUCCCUCUACGGCCCGCCCACCUCCACGCGGAACAGACAAGCGUGUGUGUGAGGCUAACCCUCAGGUUUGUGGGCCGGGUCGGUGUGUCGAUAAGCCUGGAGGGAGGCACACAUGUUUGUGUAAUCCUGGGUUCAUCCUCAAUUCUCAAUCAGGUCAUUGCCAAGAUAUAAAUGAGUGUUUGUUGACUCCGAGGCCGUGUUUGGCUGGUCAGUGUGAGAACACAGUGGGAAGUUUUCAGUGUGUGUGUCCUUCAGGCUACCGGAGUAAUGCCCAGCAAAACCUAUGCUCAGAUAUUGAUGAGUGUCGUCAGAUCCCUAACCCUUGUACUAAUGGGCGCUGUGAGAACAUGCUCGGCAGCUUCAGGUGUGUGUGCAGGACAGGAUACAAACUGCAGAACAACACCUGCACAGACACUGAUGAGUGUGAUGACCCGCUCCGCUGUCCGGGGAAGGAGUGCGUAAACACUCAGGGUUCCUAUAAUUGUGUGCCCUGCAAACCUGGAUUUGGUCUCCUUAACAGCCAGUGCUCAGAUAUUGAUGAGUGUCGUCAGCGUCCUUCUCUUUGCUCUAACGGCCACUGUGAGAACACACCUGGCAGCUACAGAUGUGUGUGUAAUAAUGGGUUCAAGCUACAGGGUAACACCUGCACAGAUGUGAAUGAAUGUGAGGACUCUCUGCAGUGCCCUGGUCAGGGAUGUAUUAAUACUCUGGGUUCAUAUAGAUGUGUGUCAUGUGGCCCCGGGUUUGCAAUAAUUAACAGAAGAUGCACAGAUAUUAAUGAGUGUCAUCAGGUUCCUGCCCCCUGCGCUAACGGCCGCUGUGAGAACACACCUGGCAGCUACAGAUGUGUGUGUCAAACAGGGUACAAGCUUCAGGACAACAUGUGCACAGACGUAAAUGAGUGUGAGAACCAUCUGCAGUGUCGUGGUCAGGUGUGUGUGAACACUCCAGGCUCGUACCGGUGCACAUCCUGUGGUGCUGGAUUCAGCUUUCAUAAUGGACAGUGCACAGAUGUGGAUGAGUGUGUGCAGAACACACGCCUCUGUGCUAAUGGACGCUGUGAAAAUACCCCCGGAAGUUUCCGAUGUGUAUGUCGACCUGGAUACAGAUUGGAGGCGAACACCUGUACAGAUGUGGACGAGUGUGAGAAUGAGCUUCAGUGCCCGGGACAAAAGUGUAUGAACUCUGUUGGCUCUUUCAAGUGUGUUUCAUGCAGUCCAGGCUUCGAGAUCAUUAAUGGCCAAUGUCAAGAUGUGGACGAGUGCAGUCAGACUCCAUCCCCAUGCUCUAACGGCCGAUGUGAAAACACUCCUGGAAGCUUUGUGUGUGUGUGUCGCUCUGGAUACAAACUGCUGGGAAACACCUGCUCAGAUGUUGACGAGUGUGAGAGCUCUGGAAUAUGUGGGCCAAUGAGUGUGUGUGUGAACAUGGACGGCUCAUACAGAUGCGAGUGUUUGCCCGGGUUCCGUGCUACAGGAGCUGGACGCCAGUGCCGAGACAUUAACGAAUGUUCGGAGAGUGAGUUCUGCUUCCCUAGAGGAGAGUGUGUGAAUACAGAGGGCUCAUACAAGUGUGUGUGCGCUCAGGGUUACCACACAAGUGCCAAUGGGACUUUCUGUCAUGAUGUGGAUGAAUGUGCCCGAGAUGGAGUGUGUGAGGACGGGCACUGCACCAACACUGAUGGCUCGUUUAUGUGUCACUGCAAAGCUGGUUUCACCGCCAAUCCCGAAAAAACAGCCUGCCUUGAUGUGGAUGAGUGUGUGGACUCUGGUGGGACUGUAUGUGGUUCUCAGCGCUGUGAGAACACCAUCGGAUCGUUUCGAUGCUUUAUCACCUGUGAACCUGGAUACAGCCUCACGGCUACAGGAGAGUGUGUGGACAUUAAUGAGUGUGCAAACGAGAGUGUGUGUGGCCAUCACAUGUUCUGUCGGAAUCUGAUUGGAACAUAUCAGUGUAUCUGUGACCAGGGGUAUGAGACAGCGAAAGACGGACGGUCAUGUGUGGACAUUAAUGAGUGUGUAGUGAUGGUGGGUGUGUGCGGAGCGGCACGCUGUUGGAAUGUUGAAGGUUCAUUCAUGUGUGAAUGUGAGAAACGGCAGGAAGAAUUUGACCCACUUACACGACAGUGUUUGACCACAGGGUCACCAUCAGGGACAGGGUCAUCAUCACCUUUACCUCAGCCAGGAGAGCAAAUAGAGUGCUACUCUAAAGUGGAUCAGAGGGACCAGUGUGCAGUUCUGUCCUCCAAUGCGACUGUACAGGAGUGCUGCUGCACUGUGGGGAGAGCCUGGGGGCGCAAGUGCCAACACACUCUCUGCCCACAAGCUGGAACAUCUGAAUUCCAAGCAAUGUGUCCGAACGGACGCGGCUAUGUGACUUCUGCAGUGGGGGCCUUCAGCUAUAGGGAUGUGGACGAGUGUAAACUCUUCGACCCGGAGGUGUGUAAAGGUGGUGUGUGUGUAAACAACAUCCCUGGUUACUCGUGUUACUGCCCCAGUGGAUACUACUAUGACAUGGACUUAAUGGAGUGUAUAGAUAAUGAUGAGUGUGAGAGUAGGGAUAUGUGUCCGGGUGGUCUGUGUGUGAACACACUCGGUUCAUAUUACUGCACUUGUGAGCCGCCUCUAGUGCUGGAUGACACACAGCGCUCCUGUGUCAACAAUUCAGACCUCACUGUGGAUGAGAACGUCUCAUUCUGUUGGCAGCAUGUAACAGCUGAUCUGGUGUGUCAGAGUGUUUUGCGAGGGAUUCAAGUGACAUUUAUGGAGUGUUGCUGUUUAUAUGGUGAAGCAUGGGGGCUUCAGUGUGCUCUGUGUCCCCAGAGAGACCAGGAGCAAUAUGAGACACUGUGCAGCACUUUCGGUCCUCCUCCAAACUCUCCUCGGUAUGCAGAGCGUUUUGCCUCACUGCCAGGUGGAGGAGGGGGUUACAGAACACCGUACAGUGCCCCCAUUUACCCAGACAUACCCUCGUCUGAUUACAGUGACUACAGUGCAGGACUCAGCUCCAGGCGUUACUAUGAGGAGGAAGAUUAUGACCCAGCUGCUGCUCCUCCAUUUGCAUCAUAUCCUCGUACUGGACGAUUCUACGGCUCACGCUUUACCCACACCCCCCUCACUGAAGGUGCUGAAGAUCAGGAGUCAUGGAGAGGCCCCGCUCCUUUCCCACCCUUCACUGACAGAAGACCAGGAAGUGAAAGACCACAGAGAGUCUAUGAAAGGCGGUACGAGUCAUUCGCUGGUCUGCCAGAGGAUGAGUGUGGUAUACUGCAGGGCUGUGAAAAUGGCCGCUGUGUUCGUGUAGGUGAAGGAUACACCUGUGACUGUUAUGAUGGAUAUCAGCUCGAUAUCGCCUCUAUGACCUGUCUAGAUGUGGAUGAGUGUGAGGACCCAACCUUUCCAGAGUGUAUAAAUGCACGGUGUGUAAACACAGAAGGUUCGUAUAGAUGUGUGUGUCUGAGGGGAUUCAUCACGUCACGCAGACCGAACUACUGCAUACCUGCUUAACCACACACACACACACAUACACAUACACUAGCAAAAAUCCUGACUCAAUUAGCUAUUAACUAUAUCCUAUUUUGUUGGAUUAUUUUAUAGACACUAUAGUUUUUAUCUGUUAUGGCUGUAAAUUGUUUUGUUUUUUUAUAUAUAUUUUUAUAUCUAAUUUUCUAGCCGUUACACAAAUGCAAUAUACAAACCAUUUAGGCACAAUAUUUUGACUCUGUAAAAGAUUUGCUAUCUGAGAUACGGACACUGAUUCAGUAAACACAAGAGUUUCAAGUAGAGUUUAUUUGAAACCGGUUAUGAAAGCACAUUUAUUUGAAUGUUAUUAGGUGAUAUCUUUGAUGAAUGAACUUGAGCGUCAUAGAGAUCUAAAGUGUCUUUAUGUUUGUUUGUGAUUGUAUGGUUGUGUAUCAUCCGUGUGUAACACAAUGCACUGUAUUUGUGACCUUUUGAAUUUCACGGUGAUUUGUUCAUUGUAUUGCCUUAUAUUUUUGAUGCAGCUAAAAUUCUGAGGUGUCAAAAAUAAAUUAGCAAAUAUAACAGAUCAGUUUCUUUCAAUAGUACAGUUUUCAUGUUUCUUGUAAAAUUCCAUUAAAAAAUGCAAUUUACCUGA